This is a messenger RNA of Lachancea sp. 'fantastica', 399 nucleotides long. NCBI's taxonomy places the organism in Eukaryota, Fungi, Ascomycota, Saccharomycetes, Saccharomycetales, Saccharomycetaceae. The record is from the annotation of a GenBank genome assembly.
AUGUCCGGUGGUAAAGGUGGUAAAGCUGGUUCCGCUGCUAAAGCUUCUCAAUCUAGAUCUGCCAAAGCUGGCUUGACUUUUCCAGUAGGUAGAGUUCACAGACUCUUGAGAAGAGGAAACUACGCUCAAAGAGUGGGAUCUGGUGCUCCAGUAUAUUUGACAGCUGUAUUGGAAUACUUGGCUGCCGAAAUUUUGGAAUUGGCCGGUAACGCUGCUAGAGAUAACAAGAAGACCAGAAUCAUCCCUCGUCACUUGCAAUUGGCUAUCAGAAACGAUGACGAACUAAACAAGCUACUGGGAAACGUCACCAUCGCACAAGGUGGUGUUUUGCCAAAUAUUCAUCAAAACUUACUUCCAAAGAAGUCUGCCAAGCCAGACAAAGCCUCUCAAGAAUUGUAA